UGUUUGGAGAUGACAACCAAAAGGAAAAUUAUCGGCCGCUUGGUGCCCUGCCGGUGUUUUCGUGGUGAAGAAGAAAUCGUCUCAGUGUUAGAUUACUCUCACUGUGGCCUACAGCAGGUGCCAAAGGAGGUUUUUAGCUUUGAACGGACAUUAGAGGAGCUUUACCUAGAUGCCAAUCAAAUUGAAGAGCUACCUAAGCAACUGUUCAACUGUCAAGCUUUACGCAAACUGAGUAUACCAGACAAUGACCUUUCAAGUCUGCCAACCACUAUUGCUAGCUUAGUUAAUCUCAAAGAACUUGAUAUCAGUAAAAAUGGAAUUCAAGAUUUUCCAGAAAACAUUAAAUGUUGUAAGUGUUUAACAAUUAUUGAAGCCAGUGUCAAUCCAGUCUCUAAGCUGCCAGAUGGCUUCACACAACUUCUAAAUUUGACCCAGCUCUAUCUAAAUGAUGCCUUUUUGGAGUUUCUUCCAGCUAACUUUGGAAGACUUGUCAAAUUGAGAAUUUUGGAGUUAAGAGAAAAUCACUUGAAAACUCUACCAAAGUCAAUGCACAAACUGACUCAACUGGAGAGACUUGAUCUGGGCAAUAAUGAAUUCUCUGAACUGCCUGAGGUUCUCGAACAAAUACAGAAUCUAAAGGAAUUGUGGAUGGACAAUAAUUCUCUGCAAAUACUACCUGGGUCUAUAGGGAAGUUAAAACAGCUCGUGUACCUGGAUGUGUCAAAAAACAGGAUAGAAACUGUUGAUUUGGACAUAUCAGGAUGUGAAGGACUUGAAGAUCUCCUGUUGUCAUCCAAUAUGUUGCAGCAACUGCCAGACUCCAUAGGACUGUUGAAAAGGCUUACAACUUUAAAAGUAGAUGACAAUCAGCUUACAAUUCUGCCAAAUGCAAUUGGAAAUUUAUCUUUAUUAGAAGAAUUUGACUGCAGCUGUAAUGAGUUGGAGUCCUUACCUUCUACCAUCGGCUACCUUCAUAACCUGAGGACGUUGGCUGUGGAUGAGAAUUUCCUUCCUGAACUGCCCAGAGAAAUUGGAAGCUGUAAAAACGUAACAGUGAUGUCUCUGCGCUCUAACAAGCUAGAAUUUCUUCCUGAUGAAAUUGGUCAGAUGCAGAAGCUGAGAGUGUUAAAUCUGAGCGAUAACAGACUGAAGAAUUUACCAUUCACUUUUACUAAACUUAAAGAACUUGCAGCUUUGUGGCUUUCUGACAACCAGUCCAAGGCUCUCAUUCCACUGCAAACUGAGGCUCACCCAGAAACAAAGCAGAGAGUACUGACUAACUACAUGUUUCCCCAGCAACCCCGCAGUGAUGAAGAUUUCCAGUCAGACAGUGAUAGUUUUAACCCUACUUUGUGGGAGGAGCAGAGACAGCAACGUAUGACUGUUGCCUUUGAAUUUGAAGAAAAAAAGGAAGAGGAGGAGAAUGCAGGGAAAGUUAAGGUUGAAAUAAAUCUAAAACGUUAUCCCACUCCAUACCCGGAGGAUUUAAAGAAUAUGGUAAAAUCAGUUCAAAAUCUGGUGGGCAAAACAAGCCAUGGAGUACGGCCUGAGAACUCAACACCAACUGCGAACAGUGAACAAACUGUGAAAGAAAAGUAUGAGCACAAGUGGCCCAUGGCACCAAAGGAGAUUUCAGUGGAGGUUCAAGAUAGAGAAAAUAAAGAACUCCAAAGGAGUCACCUGUCUGAUACAGACAAGGAAAUCCCAGACAGGAAGGAGAAAGAAGAGCAUACAAAAAGCUCAGAGGAUGCCUUUGGACAUCCUGCCAGUGAGAUGAGGAUAGGGGAACUUCGUCCUUCCAUGCCAGAGACUCCGUUGUACCCACCCAAACUUGUUCUUCUGGGUAAAGAGAAGAAAGAAUCGACAGAUGAGUCUGAAGCAGAUAAGAUCCAUUGUCUGAAUAACAGCGUUUCCUCAGGCACUUACUCAGACUAUUCCCCUUCCCAGGCUUCCUCAGGGUCCUCCAACGCGCAUGUUAAAAUGGGGUCCUUGCAGACAACGGCUAAAGAAGCAGUGAAUAACUCUUUGUGGGGGAACAGGCUGGCACAGUCAUUUCCACAGCCCCUUGAAACAAAGCCAUUGCUGAGCCAGCGGGAAUCCGCUCCGGCGGGGAACCUGCCACAGCGCACCGACAGGCGCCCGCUGAGCGACACCUUCGCCGACAGCUGGAACGACAGCUCGCACUACGAUAACACAGGGUUCGUUGCGGAGGAGAGCACGGUGGAGAAUCCUAGUGCUAACCCCCUCCUGAGCACGAAAUCUAGAAGCACAUCUGCACACGGACGCAGGCCCUUGAUUAGACAAGACAGGAUAGUUGGCAUUCCCCUGGAGCUGGAGCAGCCGACGCUCAGAAACACACACGAAUCUGAAGUGCCUCCUCCCAAUCCUUGGCAAAAUUGGACCAGAACCCCUAGUCCUUUUGAAGACAGGACAGCUUUUCCUUCCAAACUGGAAAGCACCCCCACCACCAGCCCUUUGCCUGAGCGGAAAGAUCAUGUCAAAGAGUCUCCUGAAAUGACUAGCACUUUCACUCCAGGAAUAGCAUGGGAAUAUCACGAUUCAAAUGCUAACAGAAGCCUCACAAACGUCUUUUCCCAUAUCCACUGUCGCCCAGAUCCUUCCAAAAGCGUUAUUUCGAUCAGCAAGAGUACAGAACGGCUUUCUCCGAUGAUGAGGGAUUUAAAAACUAACAAAUUUAAGAAGUCGCAAAGUAUCGAUGAGAUAGACAUUGGUACAUACAAAGUGUAUAAUAUACCCUUAGAAAACUAUGCAUCUGGUAAUGAUACUGUAGGAACCCACGAGAGGGUGGACAAGCUCCUGGGCCCGGAGCACGGCAUGCUGAGCAUGUCCCGCAGCCAGUCGGUCCCCAUGCUGGACGAUGAGCUGCUGACCUACGGCAGCGUCAAGGUGCAGCCGCAGCAGAAGUCGUCCGUCACGAAGAAAGUCUACCAGUUCGACCAAAGCUUCAACCCGCAGGGAGCAGUGGAGGUCACAGCGGAGAAGAGGCUACCGCCGCCUUUCCAGCUCAACCCCGAGUACAUUCCCCAGCAGAGUAAAAACCUGCCCCAGGAUCUGGUCAGCCCGAGGGCCUACCGCGGCUACCCCCCCGUGGAGCACAUGUUCUCCUUCUCCCAGCCUUCGGUGAACGAGGAGGUGGUCGGUGGCCCCUUUGCGAGCCAAGGGUCUCGGCCGGGGUUCUUGAGGAGAGCGGAUUCGUUGGCCAGCUCCACCGAGAUGUCCAUGUUCAGGAGGGUCAGUGAGCCCCAUGAGCUGCCCCCGAGCGAUAGGUAUGGCAGGCCUCCGUACCGAGGAGCUGUGGAGCGCCAAAGCAGUAUCUCGGUCUCUGAGUCUCAGUUCCUCAAGAGGAACGGCAGGUACGAAGACGAGCAUCCUUCCUACCAAGAAGUGAAAGCCCAGACUGGAAGCUUUCCAGUUAAAAACCUUACACAAAGGAGGCCGUUGUCUGCAAGAAGCUACAGUACAGAGAGUUACGGCACAUCCCAAACCAGGCCGGUUUCAGCGAGGCCUACAAUGGCAGCUCUGCUGGAAAAGAUACCAUCAGACUAUAACUUGGGUAACUAUGGCGACAAGCCUUCCGAUAACAGUGAUAUAAAGACAAGGCCUACCCCUGUGAAGGGAAAUGAGAGCUGUGCUAAAAUGCCCGCUGACUGGAGACAACAGCUACUUAGACAUAUAGAAGCUAGAAGGUUAGACAGGACCGCUGCUUACAAACACAACACAGUUAGCCUUGGCAUGCUGCACUCUGGAGGUUUUUCAGCAAUGCAUGCCGGCAGAAGCAUGACUUUAAACUUGCAGACUAAAUCUAAAUUUGAAAACCAAAUGCUUCAAGAGCUACCUCUACCGAAAACCCCGUCGCAGCAGAGCAGCAUUCUGGACAAUGGGCAGGAGGAGGUGUCUGUGAGCAGCCAGUGGAACCCCUACCCGCUGGGGCGGCGGGACGUGCCGCCGGACACCGUCACGAAGAAGGCAGGUAGCCACAUCCAGACUUUAAUGGGAUCACAAAGCCUACAGCAUCGGAGCCGCGAGCAGCAGUACGAAGGAAACAUGAACAAAGUCACCAUUCAGCAGUUUCAGCCACCACUGCCUAUUCAGAUUCCCUCCUCGCAGAGCUCUCGAGCACCGCAGACAGGGCGAUGUUUAAUCCAAACCAAGGGUCAGAGAAGUACGGAUGCCUACCAGGAGCAGUUUUGUGUGAGGAUAGAGAAGAAUCCUGGCCUUGGUUUUAGUAUCAGUGGUGGAAUAAGUGGACAAGGAAAUCCAUUCAAACCUUCUGAUAAGGGUAUCUUUGUUACUAGGGUUCAGCCUGACGGACCAGCAUCCAGCCUGCUCCAGCCUGGCGAUAAGAUCCUCCAGGCAAAUGGACACAGUUUUGUACAUAUGGAACAUGAGAAAGCUGUAUUACUACUGAAGAGUUUCCAGAAUACAGUAGACCUAGUUAUUCAACGUGAGCUUACUGUCUAA
This is a messenger RNA of Gymnogyps californianus (California condor), 4482 nucleotides long. RefSeq names its product leucine rich repeat containing 7 (gene LRRC7). The transcript is spliced from 25 exons. Gene Ontology annotation, cellular component: postsynaptic membrane; adherens junction; postsynaptic density. Lineage: Eukaryota; Metazoa; Chordata; Aves; Accipitriformes; Cathartidae. Gene Ontology annotation, biological process: neurotransmitter receptor transport postsynaptic membrane to endosome; neurotransmitter receptor transport, endosome to postsynaptic membrane. The record is from RefSeq and is a predicted model, not a curated record. Gene Ontology annotation, molecular function: protein binding. The coding region runs from base 10 to 4482 and encodes 1490 amino acids.